Molecule: messenger RNA, 1428 nt
Organism: Haliotis rubra (blacklip abalone)
Lineage: Eukaryota; Metazoa; Mollusca; Gastropoda; Lepetellida; Haliotidae
Product: receptor-type tyrosine-protein phosphatase F-like
Exons: 12
Coding region: 70-1353 (427 amino acids)
Molecular function (GO): protein binding
Source: RefSeq, a predicted model, not a curated record
AAAUCACCCUGAUACAGAAUUCCUUGUCCCACUGUGACUGGCCUUAGCGUCGUGUAGCAUUCAUUCACAAUGGACAUACAUGUAUUUUCAAGAUGGUGUUUCAUGUUGGCAGCUAUUAGUAUCGGAUCUGUACUUACGACAUCAACAACAAAGCCGUCUACUACAGAGGAAACUACUACCACGACACCUUUUGUGGUCCCAGGUAAAGUCAACAAUUUGAAGACAACAGUGGGGACAUCUUCGUCUGUUGGAUUGUCGUGGUCGGCCUCAACAAGUGAUGUUCACUUCACCCAGUACGUCAUCUACACAAGCAGGGGAGACGAAUGUGUCCAAGCGGCAAUUUUCCUGUGCCUCCCCAACAAUGAGUCUUAUUCAGCUUCCAACUGUAAUUACAUUCUUGCUGGCACUACUUGGACAUACGCCCAAUGCCAUGGUAAUAUGACGUACAGCGUUACUCAGCUGGAUUCGAACACAGACUACACAGUUUCUGUCGCUGCCACAGACAGGUUUAUAAUAGGGGAAAACUCUACAAUAACAGCCAAGACUCACAUUGGAAUUCCAGCGUCACCAGCCAACAUCCGGGGAACUGCUCUGAACCAUUCCGCCAUUUUGAUUGAAUGGGACGUUCCCUCCCACAAUGCUGGACCAAUGUGGUACGAUGUUACGGUUCUUAAGGAAAUCGACAGGGCGUCUGGUGGUUAUAUUGCGGAUCGCGAAUACAAAGUUGAAGGCCAGAAUAGCAGUUCCUUCGUAACAACGGAUUUGUUGAGCUCCUGGAGCUACAUGUUCGCCAUAACAGCCAGCACCAAGGCUGGAACCUCAAACAUGGCAACAUCCAAACCUGUCAAAACACUGCCCUCUGCUCCAGGUGAAGUGCAAAAUAUCAGUGUAAAGUUUGACCACAAUCAAUACCUGACCGUCAGACUCACCUGGGAAUGCCCCCCUGAGAAGAUGAGGAAUGGGCACAUCACGAGCUACACAAUCUCCUACACAGGCAAUAUAUCCCUGACGUUGACUGCAGGAAGCUUCUACCCAGAGGAUCCUUGCAGCGCCCCCCACACGGUGUAUCUCCCUGUCAUCCCAGACGGGAAGUACAUUGUUCAGAUCUGGGCCAACGCUGAAUUUCUAGGAAACAAAUCAGCAAUGAUUUUUGUAGCAGACCGCGAUAAAAUGUACUACAAGGAUUACAACACAACUGUUUCAACAGCAGAUGCCCAAAGCUUAAUAGAUGUGUCCGCCGCAUGUGGUUCCAUAAUAGCAAUCCUUAUUGUGGCUGUGAUUGCUCUUGUUCUAACAAGGCCAAGAAGUGUUUUACCUGAAGAAGGACUGAAGUUUGGACAAAGGACUAUCUGAUCAUCGGCGCAAACCUGCAUGGAGCAAAAUUAACAAAAUCAUUUUAGAUCAAAGAAUAAAGUUAUCCUGGAACGA